Onychostoma macrolepis is the source of this 4776-nucleotide messenger RNA. RefSeq names its product v-maf avian musculoaponeurotic fibrosarcoma oncogene homolog K (gene mafk). Bases 178 to 651 code for a protein of 157 amino acids. Gene Ontology annotation, biological process: regulation of transcription by RNA polymerase II. The transcript has 3 exons. NCBI's taxonomy places the organism in Eukaryota, Metazoa, Chordata, Actinopteri, Cypriniformes, Cyprinidae. The record is from RefSeq and is a predicted model, not a curated record. Gene Ontology annotation, molecular function: RNA polymerase II cis-regulatory region sequence-specific DNA binding; DNA-binding transcription factor activity, RNA polymerase II-specific. Gene Ontology annotation, cellular component: nucleus.
ACAUUGUUGUUGUUUUGUAGUUAAUUUAGUUCAGGGACACAUUUCGCUUCGGUUGCAGGACGCGAGGCGAGGCUCGACCUGUUGAUUCCAGGACACUUCUCAGACAUUCUGCGCAUCCCAGACACAGAUUCCCCGUUCACAAGACAGAUUUUUGAGGAGUUCUGACUAGCUGCUUGUAUGCAGGGCAUGACGACUCAUUUUAAAGCGGGCAAAGCUUUAAAGGUCAAGAAGGAGGUGGGUGAGAAUGCCCCGGCGCUCAGUGACGACGAGCUGGUGGCCAUGUCGGUGCGGGAGCUCAACCAGCAUCUGCGCGGGUUGACAAAGGAAGACGUGGUCCGGCUGAAGCAGCGACGGCGCACGCUAAAGAACCGGGGUUACGCUGCCAGCUGCCGCAUCAAGCGCGUCACACAGAAAGAGGAGCUUGAACGACAAAAAACAGAGCUGCAACAAGAAGUGGACAAACUGGCUCGUGAAAACGCCAGCAUGCGACUGGAGCUGGACGCGCUUCGUGCCAAAUACGAGGCCCUGCAGUGCUUCGCCCGGACUGUCACCCGCGGGCCUUCUGGUAAGGUGGCCGCCACCAGCGUCAUCACUAUUGUCAAGUCUGCCAAUCACAGCUCUAACUCCGCCCCGUUUUCGGCGCCCUCGUAGUGCUGAUUGACAGCACCUGCCCAGCUCCUUCUGGUCCAAUCCGGCUCUGAACCUAGACUGGCCUGCAGGCCGCCGCUUGACCCACACUGAGAGGAAGCUCAGUGGUCAGACUGAGGGGAGGGUGGAGGCCUUAAUCUGCGCGACUACAACAAGCUGCAUCUAUUUUUUCACUUCUCUCUCUUUUACACACUCACAAAACACACAUACAUACAAAAACACAUCUAUAUUGUCUGUGCACUGUGCUAUAACCUCCGGCACCGGCAGGGCACAUUGCAGCUCUUUCAAUUUCACCACAGGCUGAGACUUAGCAGAGCUGAGCACUUGUUAAAGUGUGAGAUAGUACUUGACUUAACCUGCCAUGGCAGCACUGGUUCGACAGCUAUGAUGCCCGUGCCUUAUUGCAUAUGCUCCAGAAAUGAAAAUGAAUAAUGUAUCAUUAUAGGACGUAAUUAUUAUUCAUAUUAAUAUUGUAAACAUACACUACCUUUCAAAAGUUUGGGGACAGUACAUUUUUCUUCAAAGAAAUUAAUACUUUUAUUCAUUAAGGACACAUUACAUUCUGACCCUGGACCACAAAACCAGUCAUAAAGGUCAAUUUUUGGAAAUUGAGAUUUAUAGAUAAUCUGAAAGCUGAAUAAAUAAUAUUUCCAUUGAUGUAUGGUUUGUUACAGUGUAUUGUUGGCUAUUGCUACAAAUAUACCUGUGCUACAUAUGACUGCUUUUGUGCUCCAGGGUCACACAUUUGAUCCACAUAAUUAUCAAUGUUGAAAACAGUUGUGCUGAUUAAUAUUUUUAAGAAAUGUUUCUUGAGCAGCAAAUUAGAAUGAUUUCUGAAGGAUCAUGUGACACUGAAGACUGGAGUAAUGAUGCUGAAAAUUCAGCUUUGCAUUACAGGAAUCAAAUUAUUUUUUAAUUGUAACAAUAUUCCACUAUGUGUUUUUUGUUCAAAUAAAUGUAGCCUUGGUGAGCAAAAGCAUAACAAUUAUUACCGACCCCAAACUUUUGAACAGGGAACCGUUUAUGUGCUGAUGUCAUCUUACAUCAUGAAAUACGUUGGCAUAAACUCAUAAUACAUUACUACCGAUCAUUGUGAAAGACCAGCGAUUCUGAUCCUGGUCAAAAAUCAGGUGUGACUGACACAGUACAAAGUUGAGAAUGAUGUUAUCGACAUCAAGGGCAAAUCCUUAUCCUGAAGCGUUACAUUACUGAUAAACAGAGCAAAUUAUCCAAUGGGAAAUGAGCCAAUCCUCUCUUAGUCAGCAGUUUAAACAUAGGAAUCCCAAAUGGGAAAACAGCACUUAUUUAACUGUUGAAUUACAGUAUAAUACUAUGAAGCACUUGCAAAGCAGACUGACGUAUGUGAAUAUUCAAGACUGAAAUUAUAGAGUAACUGAGUUUCUAGAAAAGGGCACUUCAUGGAGUUUUUUUUAUUGUUGUAUUUGUUUUAUGAGAGGUUAGUUAGUACUAAUAUAAAAUUAGUUAUCCUCAAAGUGUAACGUGUUGAUGAUAACAUCCAAGUGGCACAUCUGUGUUGUCAGUUAUCUCAAAGAUAUACCGUUUUUCCUGACCUGUCUCUAUACGACACCAUAAAAUGGUAGGUAAUCCAUAUUGGAUAUUGUGAUAACAGGAGCUGUCUUGGCAAAAAGAAAAAGACGAAAAAUACAGUUCAGUUAUAACCUGUAUAUUACAGAACUGAGUUAACAGCCUUAAGCUUAAAAAAUAAUGUCAAAGUUAAGCUUCCAACUUCGUAUAGAAAAUUCCGUCCGCUCAGAAAGCAUUCCUACUGCUAAGUCACAAAAGGUGCCACUGCCGGUGUUGGUAACCCUGAUUCAAAUCUAUAUAAAAUGCAAAUAUUUGAUAUGUUGACACAGACACUUUGGGUAAGGAGAAUCCUGGUGUCCUGAAACCAGCUCAAAUGUUCAUCCGAAAACAUUAACACACCGUCUGUAUUUGGUAAAACUAAUCUGUCUUUAAACUGAAGCUGGCUGAAAUCAGGAUUGUCUCUUACCUAAGUGGCUAUGACUGUUCGUGUGAGCCCUUCCACCACUGCAGGAAGCAUUAGAGGGGUGUUGUGCUGCUGGGAAGCCCACUGUUUGCCCCACGUCUCUGGGGUCCUGUUGUGCUCUUAGCAUUUUUAUAUCUCCACAAGUGUUUUAUAUGUUUCUUUAUCCCCAAAAAUAAUCUAGAUCUGAUGUUUCCCAUUGUUUAUAUGUAUCCAGGACAUGAAAUGCCUUCUGAGUGGUGUGAUUGUUGUACUUCUUUUUAAUUACAGUGGUUUAUUUAACUGAUUUUAGUUCAGAUGUCCAAUAGAAGAAAGCCCCACUCUCAAUUCCUAUGUGUCAGUACAUAAACUCAACACACUAUUAUUUUUUUGGUGAAUGGUAGUGUUCAGAUGCUAUUGUGGAUCUUUAUUUUAAGAGUGCAGAUCUUAAGAACACGUAAUUUCAGUAUUCCUCAUUUAUUUGCCAUUGUUUUUGGUCCUACAGUCAGCAUUUCAAACCUCUGUUGUGAAAGCGUUCUGUGCAGUUCUUUUAAAUGUGACCACAGCUCUGGUUGGCAGAUCCUCUUUUCUGGACUUAUGGGUUUUUAAAUUGCUGUCUAUACUUUCCCUUUAGGCCACAAAAGCCUUUUAGAGUGAAAACCCAGGAAUUUUCCAUUCGUCAUGUUGUGGCCAAUUUUUGUUGUUCCUCUAAGACUUAAUACAUUACAUAAUAUUAGAAUUCAUCAGAAUUUACUUCCCUUGGUAGGAAGUGCAAUGUGUUACUUCUUCUUUAUGGAAUUACAGUGACAGAGUGUACAAGUAUCCUUUUUUUUUUUUUUUUUUUGACAAAACAGCUCUUUCUGUGCUUUACACUGACAUCUGGUGGUGAUUUGUAUUUCUCUAUUUUUCAAGAUGCUGUGAUCAAAUGCUGAUGACACCAAGAGCUAUCAUUUCUUGGACUAUUGAGGCAUUUCUGUUUUGCUUUACUGUGUUCAUUUCAGCUGCCACCAAAGGCAUAACCCAUCUGUGCGCUUUCUUUAAAGUUCACUUCAUUUCUAUUCUUUUAUUAAUAUUUUUAUUGUGAGUUAAAUAAAACUACACCCUCUAGUAACUAGAUUGUAAUGCCCUAAUUCAGACUAAUAAGAACCGAACACGCCAUCACAGAACUAUUCUGUAAUUUUACAGGGAUGCCAGUGUUUUUGGCCAGUUCGUUGUAGUUAUUUGUGUAGAUUUAAUUAGAGUAAAAACAAAAUCAGUACUGACAGAGGCAUUACAGGUCAUCUUGUGACUGAGGCCUGUAGACAUUUCCCUAUUUUGAAGCAGUUUUGUGCAGUAAACGUUCCUCCUAACACCGUUAGAUGGUGAAAAUGGUCUUUAAACCAAGUGGGUACUUUUUCUGUCUUUUAUUUUAAUUAUUAUUCUAUGUAUGCUGUAUGUUGCCUUUUGGGCUGAAUAGGAUAAAUUAUUCUAUAUUUUACAUAUGAAUAUAUCUAUUUUUCAAAGUAUAUAAUAUGUGCUCAGUCAGUCCUUAAAAGCUAUUUACCAUGAACGCACAUAGGAAUUUUAACCAAUGCUCUUUAAAACACACUUGCCUAUAGAAAUCUUAGAGAAACUCCAUGACGUAUAAAGUAUGCUGCUCCAAAUUAUUACUUUAUAUUUGUCGAUGUUAAGAUGAAACUGUAAGGUAUUGGGGGAAGUAGUCAUGUUAUUUGUAGUUAAAAUAGUGCCUUUAACAUUGAGCUUGUCAUCAUUUAAGUACUGUAUGAAUGGGUGUGGUUGUUUGUAAAAUCUUAUUUCCAUGUGCAACCACACUGUUUGCCUGUUUGAUAGGUCUUGUAGGCGCGAUUGUUGGACACCAUGAAAGGCAGCAAAAAAAUAGGCUUAGAUUAAUUGUAUUCAUGAUUCUCGUCAUUAAUCUGCUUGUAUCACAUUGAUCUUUGAUAUUUAUUUUGUUUUUGUUUUUUACUUUCAACAUCUAAAUUAUUUUAUUUACAUUCUUCUGUUUUCUUUUUAAUGAACUACCCUCAUGUACAAAUGAAAUCAUUCAUUUUUUCCAUUCUGGCUAAAUUUGAGGUGGUAAAUUAUUCCUGUACAAAGUCUGCAGUGUUUGUUUUGUACUUUUAAAUAAAGCUUUUCUCAUGUAA